CCGGCUCUCUCUCCUCUCUGUCCACUCCUUCUCCACUCCACGCCGCCGCCGCCUACGCCGAAGUGCCGCAGCCUCCUCAAAGAGCAGCAGUCAACGGAGCAAGCAGCAGCAGCUCGCGGCAGCAGAACCUACCCGUCCAUGCUCAGCUCGAUGCAGUGCUCCUCCUCGCCGGCGGGUGAGUGCUCCAGCACGGCCGCGUCGAUCCACCAGCAAGCAAAGCUAGCCUCUAUCUAGCUAAUCGAGCCGCUCGAUCUACUCUCACGUGUACUAGACCACUAGUAGUAUGUAUAUAGCUAGCUAAUCGAUCCACUCGAUUGAUUCCUAUGUGUAACAGCAGUACGUAUGUGUGGGCGUUUGUAGGCGGGGUGUAUACAUAUACAUUUGAAUACUCGAAUACCUGGGGUGUGUAUACAAAUAAGGGCAGAUGCGGUUAGCGCGAACCGUUAGAUCUGCGUGCGAGUGUGUACCGAGCCAACUGUUGCAGCAAAAAAAACACGUUUUGUUACAACCGUUGUACAAAACAGCCACAACGAGAAAAACAGGGGAGCUGGAUCCCCCGCGUCUGCCCGUCCCCGAUCCGCGGCGGCGGCGGCCGGAUCCGCCUGUUUUAAGUUUCCCAUGGCCGAAUCAUGUCGAGGAGGGGCUUCCCCAUCUAUCAAGCGGCCUUGGAAUUGCUUCAAUCAUGUCUUACAUCUGUAAUGACCUCCUUGCCUCCAUGGAUUUGGGCUCGAGCUCCGCUGCCGUUCAUCGCCGAAGUCCCUUGAGGCGGCAAGGCCCUGGUGGUAGUGGACCGGUGCUGCAACGGUACUACAACUCUGGUGUGGUCUUCCAAGAUGCAGCACGACAUGGCCGGGAUGAAAUUGAUCUGAAUGUUGCUGUGGAGCCAUCGAUUUUCCUUGAUGAUGAUAUGCAAAAUGUUGCGCACGAAGAAGAAGAUGAUGGCAUUGAUCUAAAUGAUACUCCAGGACAUGAUAGUGACGAUUCCUUGCGGCUGAACACGGAUGGUGCAGCUCCAAACCAUUGCAAUGCCCGUGUGACCGGUGACAAUGCCAAUGGAAAUGCUGCAACACUUGUUGAUGAACCAGACGAAGAUAUAUCAUCAUAGCCAGUUGUCCCUUUUGUUGGAAUGAUUUUUGACAAUGUUGAAGAAGCUCAGCGUGUUUACAAUGAAUAUGCUUCGUAGAUGGGCUUUGGAA
Molecule: messenger RNA, 1196 nt
Organism: Triticum dicoccoides
Lineage: Eukaryota; Viridiplantae; Streptophyta; Magnoliopsida; Poales; Poaceae
Exons: 2
Coding region: 425-1105 (226 amino acids)
Source: RefSeq, a predicted model, not a curated record